Messenger RNA from Oppia nitens, 807 nucleotides. Its product is annotated as crustapain-like. The transcript has 3 exons. NCBI's taxonomy places the organism in Eukaryota, Metazoa, Arthropoda, Arachnida, Sarcoptiformes, Oppiidae. The record is from RefSeq and is a predicted model, not a curated record. Gene Ontology annotation, cellular component: lysosome. The coding region runs from base 1 to 807 and encodes 268 amino acids. Gene Ontology annotation, molecular function: cysteine-type endopeptidase activity.
AUGGGAGCUUCUAUUCUAAUGACAAAAGAUGAGAUUAAAUCAAUGUUUCAAAAGAUUAAUCCGACAACAACUCAACAAAAUAUCGGUUUAUGUAAUCCUCAAAUCGCUACACAUAUUAUUACAAAUAUUUCAAGCGGUGCUAAAAUACCCGAUUUUGUGGACUGGCGUACGGCUGGUAUAGUAACACCAGUCAGAGACCAGAUAGUAAACGGUUCGUGUUGGGCACACGCGGCUGUUGGUUCAUUUGAAAGUCAACUGGCCAUACAUACUGGUAAAACAGUACCGCUAUCGGUACAGCAAGUGGUUGACUGCACCACUGAAUAUGGGAUUAAUUUUCCGUAUAAGGCAUAUGAAUAUAUAACUAUUAUUGGGGGUUUAACUACAGAAGCUUUAUAUCAACCCCGUGUUAACUAUACAAGAGGACAAUGUGAUAGCGAUGGCAAAGCAAUAUAUGGUAAAUCUUAUUCAUAUGGUAUCGUCAAACCGGGCGAUGAACAGGCAUUGCAAGAGGCUAUCGCCACUAUCGGUCCAAUUUCUGUGUGCAUACAAUGUCCUAAAGGUUUCUGGUAUUACAAGGGAGGCAUAAUUGAUGAUCCGAAUUGUCACUCGGAGUUGACUAAAACAGAUCACUGUGUGUUGGUUGUUGGUUACGGGACAGACACAAAAAGCAAACAAGAUUAUUGGUUGGUUAAAAACUCAGUGGGUCAGCACUGGGGUGAAAACGGUUACAUACGUAUGGCUCGCAAUAAGCAUAAUCAGUGCGCUAUCGCUACGAUGGCCUCAUAUCCUGUGGUAACUCCCGUCUAA